Messenger RNA from Temnothorax curvispinosus, 841 nucleotides. RefSeq lists its product as uncharacterized. Lineage: Eukaryota; Metazoa; Arthropoda; Insecta; Hymenoptera; Formicidae. The transcript has 5 exons. The record is from RefSeq and is a predicted model, not a curated record. The coding region runs from base 1 to 714 and encodes 237 amino acids.
AUGCGUCUAACAUCUACUGUGAAAUUUCUAGUUCUCAUCGUCGCGUUUGCUACGCAAUGCGUGUACGCCAAAUCGCGGAAUGGAUACGAUGCUCGAAAAGCAUGUUGCAUCUUAAUAGAUACUGUUGCAAACGGAUUGAAAUUUAUCUUAAAUACAAACAAAACUGAACACGAAAAGAUUAAAGGGAGAGACGAAAAUGAUCAAAAUAAAGAGCUAAGAAUACAAGAACUAUAUCGAAAAGUAUACGAAGAAGAUACAAAGGAUUAUGGACAAAAAUACAGUAACAAGACGAACUUCGACAACGGUAAUCAUAAAUCGAUAAGAAAACACAAAAGUAAGAAACAUCGCACAAAGCACUGUGAUGGGAAACGUCAUCGACACAAUCGUCAUCGAAAUGAGACCAACGAUGUAUUACCGGAAUCCGAUGCAGUGAUAGUAUCAACCAUCAACAACCCACAACAGAUAACGAUAAUCCAUGAGAAAUGCGAAAAAGACAAUGUGAUAAUUCCACAGAAUACUUCUCCAGAAAUGAAAAUCAUACCAUAUACAAUUACGGCGGAUAAAUUAAAAAAUAAUACUGAUUUGCGAAAAUUCAAGACUAUAUCUCAAAAACAAGAAAACGUAAGCGACGAUAUCGAUACUGAUACUGAAAAAUUACAGAAUAAACAAAAUGUUGAUGGUAUGGUAUGUAUAUGUGUAUACGGUCAUAUGUAAGCGUUAUAUAUAUUAUAUUGUAAUAUAAUAUUAUUUUGUAUAAAUAUCUAUUACAUAAAUUUUACGUUAUUAUAUAACGAUUGAAAUUGUAAACUGUUAUAGUAGAUUAACUGUCUAAUUUAUUGUA